Molecule: messenger RNA, 6887 nt
Organism: Klebsormidium nitens
Lineage: Eukaryota; Viridiplantae; Streptophyta; Klebsormidiophyceae; Klebsormidiales; Klebsormidiaceae
Source: the annotation of a GenBank genome assembly
CUUGGAGGAAGGAAGUCCAAUUGAGCGCUUGCCCAGCGCCUUCUUGACCAGGCGCGGCGCCAUGGCUGCCUCUGCGCUAGCUUCGCAGCUGCAGGCAAUUGCCCUGUCUCAUACGGGUACGUCAAUACGGCCCCAGCCGAGGGGCAAGCCAUCCCUGCUGUUUGACCCCCAGGAGGCGGCAAACAUCGACCUCCAGACAAUCCAUCGCAUUGGGAAGCAAGGUUUCGAUGAGCUGUGCAACAUGGACGCCCGCUUCGAGCCCUUCGCCGAGACACUUUUCAGCCAAGUGGGCGCCGACUUUGACCGUGAAAUGCAGACAAAGGAGGCCAACGAGAAGCUGGACGCUUCCGUCACAGCUUUCCUGAGGCUCCUUUCCAACUAUCUCCUCUUACCACCCGCCCAUCAGGCGCUGGAGUUCCUGAUACGGCGUUACAUGAUCCAGCAGUACAAUGUGGAGGCCGUCCUGCUGUCCGCCCUCCCCUACCACGAGACGCAGCUCUUCGUGCGCCUCGUCCAGCUUCUCGACCUCUCCCGCGCCGCCAGGUGGCGCUUCCUGGUUGGCCGCGUCCAGCAGAACGGCGCGCCGCUCCCCAGGGACUCUCUUGUCCUGCACUGCUCCCGCAACUUGGCGGUUUUGGACGCGGUUCUAGAUGCCGCACGCCUAGUUUCUGACGCCCGAAAUGCGUCCAAGCCGCUGCUGUCGUUCUCGGCGGUGAUCGUGAUGGAGGUGCUCGCGGCGGUGGCGUCGUUUACGGACGAGCUUGUGAAGAGGAUUCUGCCGUACGUGCUGGACGGGUUCAAGAAGGGCGCAGCGGUGGAGUAUCAGGCGGGUGUCCUCAUGAUUGCUGCCCAGCUGUCCAACCGCGCCACUCUCUCCAAGAGCCUGCUUUCCUCCCUCCUCCGGUCCCUGGCCGGCAGCCCUCCCCCUUCCCUCCAAUCCGAAUCGUUGAUGGUUAUCAUCCAGAUUUUCCAAACCCAGCGCCCCGCAGCCAUUCCCCCGAAAGCCCUCAAAGCCCUCGUCAAGUUUCCCGGGCUCGCAGACGCGCUUGGAGAGCUGUCGCAGCGCUUUGACGCGGCACCGUUCCUGAGGCCGUUCCUGAGAGCGCUCGUUUCGGGCGCUCCGGGAAAUGAGACCUACGAGGCGCUUUUGGUGGAGAUUGUGGAGAAGGUUUCAGUGGGGGGGGAGGUCGAGGGGCUUACGAGGAACCUUCUGGCACUGGCAGGGCUUGGCGGUCCGGCAAAUUCGGACGGGGUAGCCGGAUCGGACACCUCAGGGGCGUCGGACGGCGCGGCAGUAGCUCGACGGGUGCUGAGAGUUCUAGACAAGCGCUACUCAGUCGAACUAGACGCGAGUGUGAACGCACUCAUGAAAGAGGCUGCCGAGCGGGGGGAUCUAGGUGCGGAUGAAGACGAGUCGGAUGAAGGCAAGGGGGGCGCGAACGCACUUUUCGACUUCAUGCAAGGGACGUUCGGUGGGGGGCUCCAUGCGCCUCUGGCGGAGUCGGGGGCGAGCUUGUACCUGUCGGUGGAUCACCCGCAAGCCGAGGUCAGGAGACUGGCACUACAGAGGCUGGGGGCAUUGGCAAAGAAGUCCAAAGGCGAAGGCAACCAGCAGCUGCAGCAGUUCUUGGGUGCCGCCGUUCUCCGCCGCCUGCGAGACGACGAUCCCGAAGUCGUCAAAACGGCCCUGAACCUCCCCUCGCUAGUUACGCUAACCGCACGGGAACCCCUGUUCGAGGCCCUGUCAGGCGCACUCACAGCUUCAGUCGCUGCCUUGGAAGGAAGCCUAGAAGUUCCUGGGGAUAGUAAGGCCGCGACAGCUGUAGCAAGGAAUGCUUUGAGGGUCCUGGCAGGCGAUUUCCUGGGCGCCCACCCUGAGAUGGCCGAGCUAGUGGGGACGCUGUUUUUGGGUCACAUGCUGGUCAAGCCCAAAACCAGGAAGGUUAAUCGGGAGGCCAUUGCCCAGGCAGCUAAGAUUGCUGGGUUUCCUGCGGGGUUAGCGGAGCUGACGAAGAAAUUUGACGAGGAGGGGGGAGAUAAGCAGACCAAAGCUGCAGGGGACGCCGAGCUGAACGACGCGCUUUUGUCAGUGCUUGCAGAGGGUUUGUCAACAAACCCCAGUGAGGGGAUCUCUUUGCUGAGGUCAGCGCUGACCUCAGCGCCCCGCUCUCGGCCCCUCGUCCUGAUGAUUCUGCUCCGGGUCUUGGCGACGCUCAGAGGGGUUAAAGUUCUGGUCAAGGCUGAGGGUAUACUGAAGGCAGUGCUGCCGGUGCUGGAGUCGGAGUGGGUUAGGGCGGCAGCUUUAGGUAACCCGGAGGAAGACCCGCUUCCAGAAGGAGCCGCAGACUGGGUCCGAAAAGGCGAGAAUGGCGCGGCGUGGUUCAAGGCGGUUAGGGUUAGCCCAGAGCGGGCGUCGCUAACCGUACUCCUGGGCGCUUAUGAGCGGGCCGUGGGUUUGGUAGAGGAUGAAAGGCUGGGCCUGCUUUUUACGUUGCUGGCGUCAGGGCCGAAGCUUCUCGAAAAGGAGGUCAUGCCAGCGCUGAAACGCAUCUUGGAGCGAGCGGCGGGGGCGGGGUUAACCGAGCAAACCCAGUGGUUAGGGGAGCGGUUUUUGCCCAAGAUAGUGCUUGGCACAGGGGUGGGUUCGGGGGCAGCGGUCCAGGAGCAGAGCUUAGAGCUGCUCACAAACGUCGUCCAAAACGGAGAGCUCAGUCCCGAGAACGUAUUCACACUCGCGCCGAAGCUGCUGGUCGCCCUGGCGAGCCCUGGGAAGGGCGUCCGGAGAGCGGCGCUCCGGGCCGUCCGUGCGCUCUGGAGCCGGACCGCGGGACUGGGUGCGGACGGCGAUGACGUCAUGGAGGACGACUCCGACGUCGCUGACGUCAGCGCGGUGAGGAAGGUCCUGGAGGCGGCCUGGAGCGAGCGGCAGCACUUCAGAAGCGACGGGGGUCACCUAAAGCCGUUCUUGUCGGAGUUGCUCGGGUUUCGGGAUCCGGACGACGGCGUUUCGGUCGCGGGCGAGCUCAGCGCGCUGCGAAGCAUCUUCGGGGUGGGGUGGAAGUGGGCGGUGUCAAAGUUCCUGGCUGGCGCCCUGGUAGGGACGCUUGACACCAGCCACCAGCGGGCGGUCCUCCUGGGGGCCCUGCGGCCGGCCUUCGUGAGCAGCCGGGCCGACGAGCAGGCGCAAGUCGUUGGGCAACUUCAGCCGCUGAUGUUCUCGCUUCUAGGAGGUGGUGUAAAUACGGGUGUCUCAGGGGGGGAGUCGGAUGACACGGCUCUCCUGGUGGAGCUCAUUAGCUUAUUCACACCGGAGCUGGCGGGCCGCCUGGGGCAGGAGGGGGAAAACCAACCGUCCCUGGAACCGUUGGUUCUUGCCCUUCAAACUGGCUUGGCAGGAUCCGAAAAGUUGCGGACGUUCUCAGAUGCGGUUGCGAUCGCGGCAGCCGAGCGAGUCGACCGGGCGUUCUUCGGAGCUCUGAACGCCCCGUUGCAGGACUGGCUGACAGCUGUCCUCCUUGCGCUGAUGUCAGCGGCCAGCACGGAGGCGCUGCGCACCUCGGUCCGCCGCUCGCUGGAAAGCGUCGACCUAUCGGCGGCUGCCACGUGUCGCCUCCUGGCGCUCCUGAUGGAGGACCCUAACGGCGCUGCGGUCGCCGCCACGCCGGCGAAGAAGAAGAAGCGGGCCGGGGGGGGGAAGCAAGGUGCAGAAACUGCCCCCCCUGCGCAGAGGCUUCUUGCGGGCAGUCUCGAGCUGGGGACCGCUCUGCUGGAGCUGUUGCAGUGGAAGGAGCUUUCGGACGGUCUGAACGGGAGUGGACUCCAUGCGGACGCCCUAGCCCAGCAGUUGUCCGCGCUUCUGCGGGGGCUGGCGGACCGGAGCUGGCCCCCGGGGGGAUCCCUCGGAGAAGCCGUCGAGGAGGGGGGUGUGCCAAAGGGGCCGGCGAUGCCCCCCCCAAGAGCAGUUUAUGCGAUGCAACUUACGCUGGCGAGUCUGGAAAGGAUUGCGGCGCAGAAAGAGGGGGGAGAUACUGGGCGGAAGACGCGGGGGGGGAAGAAGAACGGGGAAGGGCCGUUUGACGUGGAUCUAGUGGUGCGGUGCGUGAGGGAGGCGCCCGACGCACCGACGAGGAACCAUGCGCUGGCGCUGCUGGCCGCGCUGGCCAGGGUCCUGCCGGAGGAGGUCUUACACCGUCUCCUCGAAGUCGCCACAAUCGUCGGCUCGUCUUCGCUCGCGCUCGACGAUAGCGCGUCCCACCGGGUGGUCCAACAAAUGCUCUCGGCAGUUGUCCCAGCCUGGGCCGCCCAGUCCGGCGACCUUGACCAGCUGCUCGAGGUGUUCAUUGUCGCCCUCCCUAAAGUCCCUGCGCACCGAAGGAUGGGUUUGCUGGAGGGGUUACUGCGGUCGGUUGGGAUUGACCGGGGGAUCCCCCGGGCGCUGCUGUUGCUGAUCCGGGCGCAGGUGGAGGGGGUCGGGGAAACGCCCCACGACGAGGCCGGCUCCCCUCGGAGCGUCCUCGUUUCGGACGCUCCCGACGACUGGCUCGUCCGACUCGCGGACGCGCUCGCCAGCCAGCACCUCCCGUCCGUGCGGCUGGCCGCUUAUCAUAAGCUCCUGGAGGCGACUGCCAUAAGCGAUGCGCCCUCGGCGGCCGAUCGGAAGCUGUCGCGAGCUGCGACGGCGUUUGUGAUAUCUCAACUGGGCCAGAGGGCGUUCACGGGGUUACGGGAAGCGGCGGGGACUGAAGAGGAAGAGAAAAGGGUCCAGGAGGGCUACGUGUCUCUCAUGGAGCAGGUGCUCCUCCGUUUGCGGCCGAUCGCCGACGCCGACGGCUCCACAUCGAAGGGCAAGAAGGCCAACACGGAGGCGGCCUACCAACUGCUGGAGGCCCUGUAUUCGCUAAUGGACCCCGCAGCGUACCUCAGUGGCAUUUCUGGGCUGCUGCACCAUGAGGACCGCCACGUCCGCCGGCGCGUCCUCAAGCUCCUCUCCACCGAAGUCAAGGACCACUCCCCCGUUGCUCCCGCCGACAAUCCCCAAACCGUCGCCCAGUACGCGACCCUAGCGUCCGAGAUUGCAUCUCUUCUAUCCGGACCGUCCGAAGACCCCUCCCCCAGCACCAAGCAAGCCGCGCUCGCCGCCCUCGAGGCGAUCGCCGCGCGCUUCGGCCCCCAAGCCUCCGAAACCCUCGGCGCGGCCAUCGACGCCGUUCUCGCAAACGCGGAGCCGCCGAAAGCGCCCAAAACCCCGAAGAAAGCCAAGGUGGUUCCGGCGGAGGGUUCCGUAAACCCCGCGGUCGCGGCCGCGGCGAUUCGUUGCGCCGCGACGAUCUGCGCCUCCCUCGGGCCGCGGGCGCUCCCCCAGCUGCCACGUGUCCUGGCGACCGUCCUGGGUUGCGCGCAAAGGCAGCUGGUCGCCGAGAACGGGGAUACCGUGCCGGAAGAACGGCUGGAGCUUCUGACGGUCUGCAUCGCGGCGGUCGAAAAGUUGGUGUCAAACCUGGGGGCGUUCCUCAGCCCGUACCUCGGACAGAUUCUAGACUUGGUGCUUCUGCAGCCGGCCGUGCUGACGUCAGCGGCGGCCGAGCGCGCGGCCGCGGUGCGGGCCCUGUUGCCGGAGAAGGUGCCCCCGCGGCUGCUGCUGGAUCCGGUGAUCCGGGCCUACGACAGGGCCCUCGCGCUGGGGGCGGAAUCGGAACGGGCCCUCGCGAGCCUCUUCGAUCUAGUUGCUGCGCUUGCCAGCAAGUUGGACAAAGCGGGGGUCGCGGCGCACCACAGAACGGUGUUUGAGUUUCUGCUCCGGGCGUUUGAUCUGCGGCGGAAACCGCCCCCGGGUGUGGCGGUCGGGACAUCGGUGGAGCCGGCGAUUAUUCGCGCCUUCGUUGCGCUGGUGGUGAAGCUGAGUGAGAAUACGUUCAAGCCGCUGUUCUUGAAGACGCUCGAGUGGGCGGAAACGGAUUUCCUUCCGGCGGACGAGGGGGCGGAGUCGGACGUGAUGACGUCAAAGGGAAGCCUAGCGAGGAAUACGUUCCUGUACGGACUGGUCGGGGCGCUCGCGGAGAAACUCCGGUCGGUAUUCGUCCCUUAUUUCAAGUACCUAAUGGAGGGCGUCAUCACGCAUCUGGGGGGAUCUGCCGGGCAGGAGGGCGAGGGGGGGGGCGAGGAGAACGUCGGGUUCCGGCCGAAGAAGAAGAAGAAGAAGAGCGCCAAGGUGGCGGCGGAGGGAUCGGAAAGCUCGGCGCUGACGCCCGCGCAGUGGGAGCUGCGGCGGCUGGUGACGUCAGCGCUGCAGAAGUGCUUCCAGUACGAUACGGUGGGCUUCUUAGAGCCGGGCCGUUUCCAGCAACUUCUACCCCCCCUGGUUGCGCAACUCAGAGUGGACAUUCCCGAGGGCGUGGACGAUGAAACCUCUAGAAGUUCCGGCGACGAGACUCUGGUCAGUGCGUUGGGGUACAUGGCUCUAGCGGCCCGGAGCGACGCCAUGUGGCGGCCGCUCAAUCGGGACGUGCUCAUGGCAACUAGGGGCGAGGGCGAAAACUCGCGGCCGAAGAUGCUGGCACUUGCGGUGGUGGAGUUCCUGGUGGAUCGGUUGCGGGAGGAGUACCUAGUUCUGCUGCCGGAAACGAUUCCGUUCUUGGCGGAACUGUUGGAGGAAACGGAUCUGACGGUCGUGGCGAAGAGUCAAGGGCUGGUCAAGAAGCUGGAGGAGCUAAGCGGAGAGAAUCUCGCGGACUACUUCUAGGUCGGUGGGAAAGUUUUACGAGUCUCGUUAUGCGGUCGAAGUUAGUCUUUUAGCGUUGCAGCAUAUGGAUUGUUGUUCUGUACAGAGGGUCUGUUCCCAGGGUUUCAACACGACCAGCAACCAAUUAUUAUUUGAUUACAUUUGUGCU